AUGUAUUCUGUCCAUCAGAUUCAAACUCAAGCGCCGACGUCUCCUCCACCACGCCCGCCGCCGCUUCCCUCCCGCUCCCAGAAUGCAGAUACGAGGAUCUCCAAGCUUGUAUUGAAGAUGAGGAGCGCGCCACCUGGCUGGGCUUACCAGUCGCCAAAUCCACCCCGAUUUAUCGAUUAUUCCGAACCUCGAACUGGUCCAUACUUCUUUUAUGGCACGCUGAUGGACCCCAAAAUGCUUGCGGAGAUUUUGCAGCUAAACCACGAGCCGAUACUACGCCCAGCACAAAUAGUCGGAUACGCAUGCAAACUAUGGGGCCAGUAUCCUGCUAUUGUCGAUGGAGAAAUGGACGCUACUAUUGAUGGUGCUGCGUACGAUGUUGAAAGUGUUGAGCAUGCUAGGAGGCUAGCUGCUUAUGAAACUUCCAACUAUCAAGCAAAACCUUGUAAGAUAAUCCACACGGAUGGGAAACAGCCAGAAACGCAGCAUGGUCGGGUUUUUAUGUUUGCAGGAAAUCCGAGUGACCUAGAGGCUGGUGAGUUUGACUUGUCAGUAUGGCUGAAACGAGUUGGAAGAUAA
Messenger RNA from Cordyceps militaris CM01, 579 nucleotides. RefSeq names its product poly(A) polymerase pla1, putative. The record is from RefSeq and is a predicted model, not a curated record. The transcript has a single exon. Lineage: Eukaryota; Fungi; Ascomycota; Sordariomycetes; Hypocreales; Cordycipitaceae. The coding region runs from base 1 to 579 and encodes 192 amino acids.